Molecule: messenger RNA, 5610 nt
Organism: Paramuricea clavata
Lineage: Eukaryota; Metazoa; Cnidaria; Anthozoa; Malacalcyonacea; Plexauridae
Source: the annotation of a GenBank genome assembly
GAAAUUAUUCUCAGAAAGGUGAUUCUAUUCAGAAUUUAAUGUGGAAGCUAUCCUCAGAACAAGAAGAAUUUUUAAGGUUUCUUCAGCAACAUUCCUUGUCAGCAAAAGACGAAUACAAUUUUCUUCAUCUACAAGUUAAAAAAGAAAUUCAGGUAAGAUGUCGUAAAGAAAUUUAAUGACAAAUGGAACUUCGUGCUGCAACGAUUCUUCCAACAAUCAUUGUUGUUCUCAAAGGUGGGCAAACCAGGAAACAUUGUUUUGGCAACAAAAAUCAUACUUGUGAAAGAAAACAGGUUUCUGCAUUCUUAAUUUAGGAAACAUUUUUGUUCAUAGGAUCCAAAAUUUGUUUCUGCAUCAAUGUGUUCAAGGGGUGAAUACAAAAAUAAACAAUGGAGGAAAUAUAUCAUUCUUCUCUAACAAUGAUAUAUGUCCUGUGGGUAGUAUAUACUUGGCGAAGCAAAGUUUUUUUUCAAUGUUCGGAUGCUCCUCGGUAACUGGACUUUGUAGCUCGGUUAGAGCGCUUCACCGGAAUCGCAGUUAGGGCUGUUUGUUCGAUUCCUAUCAGAGGGCGUGUAUAGUUGCAUUUUUCGCAACUGUUCCUAAUUAUAGGUCUAAAAUUGUAUAGAAAUUUACGUUCGAAAAGCUCAUUUGUUGUAAGGGUAGUAAAUAUAAUUUAACGUAGUAAAUAAUUUAGUCCCUCAUUUGAAUGACACAACAAUUAAAUGCAAGUUUUCAACUUCAGAAGUCAAAACUAAAUCAAAAUGUCUUGUGUUUUGGCGCUGGCCAUGCACGUAUCCCGAUAAAAUUGCAAUCAGAAUAAAGUGAUUUUUUCAUGUAUCUUAUUAUCGGCGUAAUUCAUGAAGAGAUUAUUGUAUAUGCUCUAAUACCUUUUUCUCCCAUUUUGUCCUAGAACAUACUUCAAACCCUAAGAUGCCGCCAGGUUACAGAGAAUCUAGCCGUAAGUAUGACGUUCAUAUUUCUUAGUUCCAUUUUAUUUAACCGUAACUUACAGCGGGGUGGGUAAUCAUUUUUGAAAGCCUUUGAGUUGAAUAACUGCAUGUGCAACAGAGCUGUAAUGAUACUUUUUCAACCAUGAUUGGUAGACUAUGAAUUAAUAUAUAUUGCAUGAAAUUUAGGACAAUUUUGGCAACUUAAUUCGCCCACUCACACCCCCGCCCCAACAUUUCACGAAGUGUCCGCCACUGUUCCGUAUCAAAAACAGUAAAAUAACUUGUCGUCUAUUUCAAUCCGUUCUGACUUUUUGAUGUUGGGGAUGCUGAAGCAUAGAUGGGAAUGUACACCAUAACAGGAAUUAAUAGUGGGUCCUGGCUUAGCUGGCACAGAAAAUAAUAUAUUUGUGAGCUCGGCAGAAAACUUUGACCUCAAACUUAGAAUCCCAGAAACAAAAAUAUUAUUUCCCGCAUAAUGUGCUCACUGAAAACUCACUUUAUUUUUGGGAGUACCCCCAAUCCAUGCCGCUCUUUUUAUUUCAGUUUUUGCAACUUUUUUUUCUUUUCAGCCUUACUACUCUCUGUUUCAAACAGUUGGUCUCUCAUCUGGUGCAGUCUUUCCGAACGAUCCGAUUCUUUCCUACAAACAAACAUUAAAGCAAGCAGUAGUGAGUAUUUAGCUUCUUAAAUUACAGUUGAUUUCACGAAACUUUGGCCGCUCCAGUUGCGAGGUUGGUUGGGAAUUUGGGAACCACAAACACGAGAUCAUCAAGUUGAUUGGAAACCGGCCAAUCAAAUUCGGAAGUUUCGCAUUAAAUUAUCGAAAUUCGUUAUGAAAUUCCGAACCAAGUUCGCAAAUUGCAAACGAUUUUGACGGUAAAUUUUGAAAAACUAAACUUAUUGUAUUAAACUUAUUCAUUUAAUAAUAAAUAAUAUAAUAAUAAUAAUAAUUUCAGGUUUAAAAUUAUAAUAAGUUUAAUACAAUAAGUUUAGUUUUUAAAAUUUACCGUCAAAAUCGUUUGCAAUUUGCGAACUUGCUUGCGAACUUGCUUGCGAACUUGGUUCGGAAUUUCAUAACGGAUUUCGAUAAUUUGAUGCGAAACUUCCGAAUUUGAUUGGCCGGUUUCCAAUCAACUUGACGACAGUGCCGUAGCCAGAAUGAUAAUAGCACAGAGUAGAUAAGACAUACAGAGACGUAACUGACCGUUGUAAACACUGCGAAAGAUUACGUUAUCAUGUACCCACUUUUUUUCAGGCGACCUAGCGAAAAAUGAUCAACUGCGCGUGCUCAGCAAGUUUAAAGUGAGUCGUCAUCAGGUCGUCAUCCAAUCAGAUGCAUGCAUCUAGUAACUUGCCGAGCAUGCGCACAAAAAAAGUGGGUACACUAGUUACGUCUCUGUAUGUCUCUACUCUGUGAUAAUCCAAGGGGGGGGGGGGGGCACAUAUUCAUAUAUUCGUGUUCACAUACCAUAAAAAUAAUUGAUUUCAAAAGAAAUUAAUAAAGCAGAACACGAAUAUAUGAAUAUGUCCCCCCCCCCCAAUUAUCGUUCUGGCUACGGCACUGCUUGACGAUCUCGUGUUUAUAGUUCCCAAAUUCCCAACCAACCUCGCAAUUGGCGUGACCAAAGUUUCGUGAAAUCAACUGUAAUUCUGUACACAAUACCAUUGCAUUUCACAACCAUGUUAAAAAUAAACAUAGCUGGUAGUGAACCAUACUUGAUUCUACUUUUCUUCAAGGCACAAAGUUUGUUAUCUUUACCCAACAUGAAAACAAAACACAAGUCACUUUUUGAAAGUAACGAAACUGAGAUAUCACUUCGUUGUCAGGUAUCGUACUGCAUGUAUUAUAAGUCAGGACAUGUUUUUCCCAUGAAAUAUAUUAAUAAUGAAGCAAAUUUAUAUUGGGUUGUGUGUCUCUCUUUAAACCCUGGGCAAUAUACUUUUUCUCCUCCCCCAAUAUUAUUGUCUUUCACGCCUUUCACCCUUUCCCUUUUCCACUAGCGAUUUUACUCGCGCGAAGCGACAUUUUGUUACUUGUUUUAAGCUCUCAGCUGCAACCAUCUGAACAAAUUGCUUAAAGACAAAGGAAUAAAUUCGCUUCGCGCGAAAAAAAUCGCUACUGUUAAGCUAAGUGGAAAACCGGCUUUAGAAACGUGUUUUCGUGCAUGUUUUCAUGUAAAAACAUUCAGGAUUUGCAUUCCUAUGUCUAUGAUUGCUAAAAUGUCAUACUACUAUUAGCUAAGCUCAGAUGUCAUACUACUAUUAGCUAUGCUCAGAUGUCAUACUACUAUUAGCUAUGCUCAGAUGUCAUACUACUAUUAGCUAAGCUCAGAUGUCAUACUACUAUUAGCUAAGCUCAGAUGUCGCCAUUCCCAAACUUUAAGACGUUACGUAACGUAAUCAAAUUCCUGAAUGCUUUGACACGAAAAUAAAUACGUUAUUUUGAGCGAGAUGAUGCAUGCGCGGUUUUGGUAACAGGAAAUGUUUCCAUAACAUUGUUGUCCAGUGAUUUGCACUCACUCAAUUAUAUGUUUAAUAGCUUUACCAAGAUUCAACUGCAUGUGACCUCGCUGGAGAUAAUGCUGCUCAUUUUGUGCUAACCGCUGAAGCAUUGCAGACAUUGAUCGACAAUCAUUCACCAGAGUACGAGAAAGACUGGGAACUACCAGUUACUGUUAUUGACCAGUUAAAAGGUGUGUAUAAAAUAUUGCUUCCCGUUGGAUUCCAUGUUUAUGAAAAUAUUCUGCAAAUAAUUUAUUUUGUAACACGAACGGAAUAUGUAGUCGCUCUUUAAGAUCCCAGCCAUCGGUUUUAUUUUUAGCGUGCAGGUACCUGGUAGCAUAAAGUUACUGGUAUAUUUGUACUGUCUUAAACCAAAUUUUAUUAUCUUUUCAGAAUCCAAUAAAGCGACUUCAGAAUGCUCUAAGACAAUUAUGAUUGAUGAUCCAUUACCACCUAAAUCUAUGAAACCAAGAGAAGCAAAUGUAAUGUACUACCGUGGUAAGGUGUGUGAUAUUUUAAGAAAACCUCGCGACAACCAGAGUGUUUCUACUGAUAUCUGUAACUCUGGAACAACAGUUGAGAAAGGCAGCGAACUACAGGAGGCAAUGGUCAUAGACAGUGAUUUAAUUAUUUGUGAAGAUAAUUUGGAACCAAGUGUUGAAAAUCUUGGUAAAGACUUUGGUAAAGACUAUGGUAUUACACCUGAAAAAGUUAAUCAUAAAGAAGACAUGAGUUCAGAUGGUGAUAUUAUGGGCCAGAGCAAAGAUUGUGACAAGAUAAAUCAGGCAGUGUCCCAAUUCACCUACAGUCUGUGGACAUUUGGUACUUUAAACUUAUUAAUCCGUACUACUGAUUGCGGAUUGCUUUACCAGUCGAACAAAACUGGCAAAGGUUCUUUGCAUUCCGUUAAUGUUUUUGUGAAACCUGAAUACCAACUAACAUACGGAUAUGAACAGAUAACAACUAGUGAAGCAUCAAGAUGGUGGGUCAAUACUUAUAUUAAUCCAGAUUCUCUCUGUAUUUGUGCGAGAAUUAAUCCUAUUACUGCACAGUUGUUAAAACUGGAUGUUUUAAAUCAAUCCAAUAUCUUAACUCUAUCCUCCUUUGACCCUGCUAAGCCGAUGAAAAUGAUUCACGGUAUCUUAACUCGAUUGGAGAAACUUUUAAGGUCUGGAAAGUAUAUUUUAUCUCAUUCUGCUAACGAUAUGCAUAUAUGUGUGUAUGAAGUGAUGGACGCUGAAAAAGGCGGGAAAGCAAAGAAGGCAUCCUACGACCUUCACCUUGCCCACUCUAAAGAGGUUCUAGUUGAGUAUGAGAAAUACGUUCCUUGGGUACCUAUAGAUCCUAAUAUAUUCCUAGAUUGGCACAUUGCAUAUCACCGCAUACCCCUGACAUUCCCGCCUGUACCGAAAGAUGAAUUGAAGAAAAUACAAGAGAGGAAUGCUAACAUUGGAAAGAAGAAAACUAAGAAAGGAAAGAAGGGAAAGAAUACUAAGGCUAGCAGGGGUAAAGGUAGUGGAGUGAAUGUGGAAAACAAACCGGUGAUUAAAUCGUUUAUGAAUUCCAAAACAUCUAACAAGCAAUCAAAUCAGUUAAUUCAAAGUGAUAAACAAGCGGUGAAUCAAGAGGACAUAGGUAUAGCACAGCGCUUACGGAGCAGAGCAAGACCAGUAACUUAUGACGACAUUGACUUUGAUUUCUAAGAACUGUAGUGUUCCUAUCGUUCAAUUGUGCUAACAUUUGGUCGUACCAGUUACGACCAUGCCAAGCUAACCAAUAUAAUAUAGUUACAAUAUAUUUCUGCCUAUUCUGCGAUCAAUAAAGACUAAAUAAUGACUUUUAUAAUAGAUCGAGCCAAUUUCACAUCGGCGACCAUACAUUUGUCACGUCUGCUGCGACUAAAUGGAAACCUGGCUUUUCAACACUUAAACGUGCUUGUAAGAAUGAAUACUUUGAAAUGGAUCAUUUAUGCAGAUUUCAUUCGUAGUCUUCAUUAUCAUGCAUUGUCUGAAAACUGGUUUUGUGUCGUUAUGUUUAAGUUUGUGAAAGUGUGCAUACAUUUGAAUUAAACACAAUAAAGCCUAGAGUAUAUAAUAAGCCGCCGUACGUGGUUCUGCCUUAAUCAUUUUCAGCUAAUUCAGACACAAACCACGAUAUC